Mauremys mutica (yellowpond turtle) is the source of this 889-nucleotide messenger RNA. Its product is annotated as vitelline membrane outer layer protein 1-like. Lineage: Eukaryota; Metazoa; Chordata; Testudines; Geoemydidae. The coding region runs from base 247 to 804 and encodes 185 amino acids. The transcript is spliced from 3 exons. The record is from RefSeq and is a predicted model, not a curated record.
ACAUACUGUGCAUUUAUUUCUGAGAAUUGUCUCACUGGGGAAUGAUGAGCCCUUUGUGUGCAAGGGGUGGUUGGGUCAGUGUCUAGGCGCAGGGAUGCGGCAUUGAGUGAUUGCUCCCAAACUGAUUUGGCACCAGGCCAGAAAGGAAACCCAGCCCAGCUUUCCUGGGUAUAAAGCUCCCUGGUGCUGGGGCUGCUAGUCACUCACAAGCUUCUCCCUGGGUAGAUCCAGAGCUGAUACUUCACCAUGCAGCCUCUCAUCUAUGCAGGGCUCUGCCUGCUCCUCUGCUGCUGCUUCCAAGAUGCAGGGGCGCGUAGGUACACCGAAACCAUCACUGUAUCCAAUGGAGGCCAAUGGGGUGAAUGGGGGGAAAUGGAGUUUUGCCCCCAUGGAUUCGCAAAUGGAUUUGAACUGAAGGUGGAGGCUGAACAAUGGCAUGACGACACGGCUUUGAAUGGCAUUCGCCUGUACUGCACUGACGGCUCCGUCAUCGAGUCCACAGUGGGGCCGUGGGGCGAGUGGACUGGGGUCCAAAGGUGCCCCAACAGCAACCUGAUCUCCUUCUCACUGAGAGUGGAACCGUCCCAGGGAUGGGGCGAUGACACGGCGGCCAACAACAUCCAGUUCAGAUGCUUAGAUGGGACCACGCUGAUGGGCACCUCACAUUCCUGGGGUGAUUUUAGCCCGUGGAGCAAUCGCUGCAGGUCUGGGGGCAUUUGUGGGAUUCAGACGAAGGUGGAGGAAUCCCAGGGCCAUGGGGAUGACACAGCACUCAAUGAUGUGAAGUUCUUCUGCUGCAACUAAACAAGCACCCGUCCCUGCCCAACCCCUAACACCAGCACCUGCCCAUUAAACACCAUUAAAGUUUAGCUCUGCUUUUGAACAGGAA